Oncorhynchus tshawytscha (Chinook salmon) is the source of this 2135-nucleotide messenger RNA. RefSeq names its product SAM pointed domain-containing Ets transcription factor. Lineage: Eukaryota; Metazoa; Chordata; Actinopteri; Salmoniformes; Salmonidae. Gene Ontology annotation, biological process: regulation of transcription by RNA polymerase II; cell differentiation. Gene Ontology annotation, cellular component: nucleus. Gene Ontology annotation, molecular function: DNA-binding transcription factor activity, RNA polymerase II-specific; sequence-specific DNA binding. The coding region runs from base 415 to 1425 and encodes 336 amino acids. The transcript has 5 exons. The record is from RefSeq and is a predicted model, not a curated record.
AUCAUACUGUUUACCUAGGUGAAAAUAGCUCCUUAUAAAUAUGACCUGAAGUCAAUUUGAAGCAAGCAUUCCUACGCGCGCACCCUCUGGCAUGAAUUUGUCAGUAUAGUGAGAACUUCAUCACAGAUAAGGCUGGCUGGCCAUGAUGACCAACAACCUCGCCUCUAACCCCACGAAGCAGGCCAGCUGAGGACUCUCUCAACUGUCAGAGCAGAAGAAAGCACUCCGACCACCUGAUAGUGUUUGAGACACGGCUCCAGGUAUUCUGCCCAUCUGCACUGUGACUCACUGUGGAACUCUUCGGCACCUGUACAAGAAGUCCAUUGACAGACGUGAAGACAGAUAUCCAGAGUGACAGUCUACCAGCUCAAACACCAUCAGCAGCCUGCUCCUCUGACCAGUACUUUUGAAGCUAUGGGGAGUCCAGGCUGUGACCGCGUGGGGAGCACAGUGCCCCUUCCCCUGAUGAGUUUCAAUGACUACCCCUACAGUGUGUCUGGUCUGAGGGCCUGGGAGGAGGAAGACACCAAGCCGCCCCGUGGACUGAUAAGUGUGCCUAAACACACCGCUCCUGAACGCAGCCUGCAAGGGGUGUUCCUGCCCUGCUCUGACAUGCUCCUCACUGAAGACAGCUUGUGGCUGUUGAAGAAGAAAGAGGCAGCACCCCCUGAGCCCCCCUGUAAGCCCUUGGAGCAGUGCCCUGUCAUCGACAGCCAGGGCCUGGGGGUGGGCCUGGGAUUGGAGGUCCCCUCUGGGCUAGAGGGACAGGUGGAGGAACGCUGUCUGGAGCAGGUUCAGAGCAUUGUGUUGGGAGAAGUAAUGAAGGACAUAGAGACCGCCUGCAAGCUGCUCAACAUUACCCCAGAACCCAUGGAGUGGAACUGUGGGAACGUCCAGAAGUGGCUGCUGUGGACAGAGCACCUGUACAGACUACCCCAGGUGGGAAAGGUGUUCCAGGAGCUCAGUGGGAAGGACCUGUGCUCCAUGACAGAGGAGGACUUCAGGCAGCGCUCAAUGCAAUGUGGAGACCUGCUGUUUGCUCACCUGGACAUCUGGAGAUCAGCUGCGUGCAUGAAGGAGUGCUGCACACCAGGAGAUACCAAGUUACAUAGUGCUGAGGAGACGUGUCCAGAGGCUGACUCAUCCUGCUCAAGCCAGCCCAUCCACCUGUGGCAGUUCCUUAGACAGCUGCUCCUCAAGCCACACAACUAUGGACGCUGCAUCCGCUGGCUCAACAAGGAGAAAGGUAUCUUCAAAAUCGAAAACUCGGCUUAUGUAGCCAGGUUAUGGGGCCUCAGAAAGAAUCGUCCAGCUAUGAACUACGACAAGCUGAGUCGCUCUAUCCGGCAGUACUACAAGAAGGGCAUCAUCCGCAAGCCUGAUGUGUCCCAGAGACUGGUCUAUCAGUUUGUCCACCCUGUAUGAAGCUGUUGAGCAGCCAGCCAGAAGAGGAGAACACAAGUGGUGAUGACUGGUGACAACUAACCGAAAAGAAGCCUCUAACUGCUGUUUUAGCUCCAGCAUUAACAAUGCACUGCAUAGACUGCCUCCUGCAUUGUGCACUCCUGCCUAAUUUCAAUAUUCUUAUGUGUAACCUGAUUGCAUAUGGGAAUUUAUUGUCACAUUGCAUUAGAUAUGUAAUGUUUUACAUUUCCAAUAUUGUUGAAAUAAUUGUAAUAUUAAUUGUCCAAUAUUUCAUUUUCACAAAUAUCAAUUCCAUGUUUGUAUACUUUUUCUCUUAAUCACCAGCUACUAUUUAUUUCUUCAUUUGUAAUGGUUGCUCUUUUUAGUGCCAUUUACAUUUCAACUUGUCCCUCCUUACAACCCAUAGCACUUACAAAUGUUACAUUUUACAUAAUUAGUUCUCUGAAGCUUGCUUUGGAAACUACAGUGGACUAAGCUAUGGUGAGUAUAUAAUGUACUAUAGAAUGGAUUGAAUAUGUUCACUGCUGAUCUCUAGUAGCAGUCCGAUGUUAAGGCCACUUCAUAGGUCACAGUCACAGCUGUUUACCCCAUACAGUAGGGCCAAUUAUGAUCCUGAUGUAGAUUUGUAAUAUCACAGAUCUCAUUGAAUUGAAAUGAUUUGACUCCGGUGCCCAUUCCCUGGCAGAAGAAUACAGUCUAAUAGGAAUGAG